AGAGUCCAGACAAACAAUGAACACUCGAAAUCUGUUCUCUGCUCUGCGGGUACCAUCGGGCACGCGAAGUAGGGUCUUCUGGGCGGGCAACUGGGUCUGCAGGUCAUGUCGGACAAAGCAUCCGUCUCGCGCGAGACCCUUGAGCUCCAGUAGCUCUGAAAGAAAACCCUAUUAUAUUACGACCCCUAUCUUCUAUGUCAAUGCUGCCCCCCAUGUUGGACAUUUAUAUACUAUGGUCCUCACGGACAUUCUCAAACGAUGGCAGGUCUUGAAUGGAGAGAAGGCAAUCCUCUGCACUGGAACCGACGAACAUGGCAUGAAGAUCCAGCAAGCAGCUACAAAAGCCAACAUUCCUCCAAAAGAGUUCUGCGACAUAACGGCCGAAACGUUCAAAUCCCUUGCAAAACGAGCAGCAUUGUCGAAUGACUAUUUUGUCAGGACGACGGACGAAGACCAUAAGGAAGCUGUCCAGUACUUUUGGCAUAUGCUGCGAGAAAGGGGUUAUAUAUAUGAAUCUAAACAUGAGGGGUGGUACUGCGUCAGCGAUGAAACUUUUUACCCCGAGUCGACGAUUGAGAAAAGACUAGAUCCUUUCACGGGAAGGACUUUUAUGGCAUCACAAGAGACUGGCAAGGAGGUUGAAUGGACGUCGGAAGCAAACUAUCAUUUUCGGCUAUCUGCCUUCAAGGAUCGACUUCUCGAAUUUUAUAAAAAGAACCCAGAAUUUGUUGUCCCAGCAACUCGAAUGAACGAUGUCAUCAAUUGGGUCUCCGAGGGUUUGGAAGAUUUGUCUAUUUCUCGACCUGUUGAACGAUUGACUUGGGGAAUUCGUGUUCCCGAUGAUGAGACCCAAACCAUUUAUGUCUGGCUGGAUGCUCUUAUUAACUAUAUUACGAAAGCUGGCUAUCCAUGGGCACCAGGUCGGGAACAGACAGGAGGGUGGCCGGCAGAUGUCCAAGUUAUUGGAAAGGAUAUUGUUCGAUUCCACUGCAUAUAUUGGCCGGCGUUUCUUAUGGCUCUUGACUUAGAGCCUCCGAGGCAGAUUCUCACCCACGCUCACUGGACGCUAGGUCACCAGAAGAUGGCAAAAUCCACGGGAAAUGUGGUCAAUCCAUUCUUUGCGCUUGAUCGAUUCGGAGUUGACGUAAUGCGAUACUAUCUGGCCCAUGAUGGUGGUAUUUCGCAAGAUUCGGAUUAUGGCAACAGGUUCAUUGUAGAGAGAUAUAAAAAGGGUCUCCAAGGUGGUCUUGGAAACUUGGUGAGUAGAGUCACAAGACCGAAGAUUUGGAGCGUGCGGAAGUCCGUAGAGGCCGCGAGCGUUGGGGCAUUGCGUGAACCGGACGAGAGCACGACCAAACAAAUAAAUAUGCUCGAGUCUCUUCCUGAGAAGGUCAGCCUCAAAAUGAAACAAUUGAAUCCUGGGGCAGCACUGCAGAUUAUUAUGGAUGCCGUAUAUGAGACGAACAAAUACCUGCAGUUCAAUGAGCCCUGGAUCAGAGCUAAGAAAGAGACAGACCAGGAAGCCGAGCAGAAGCACAUUGAACGUACGAUAUACUAUUCCGCUGAGGCUAUUCGCAUUACCGGCAUCCUUUUACAACCGUAUAUGCCGGAUAAAGCCUCCCAACUACUCGAUAUGAUAGGCGUGGACAAGUCACGUCGAGAAUUCAAAGAUACUCUCCUCGGAGCUGAUAAGACCUAUGGUGAUGCUGCUGCGCCGCUGGGAAAGGGUGCAUGGGAUUCCUUGUUUCCCCCAUUAUCUGUGGAGAAUUGAUGUACUGCAGUGUGUAAAUAGAUGGCGUCCACUGUGUUUUGGAGGAUGAGAUGCUUACGCUCUAGGAGAACUUGUACAAUGUAACUUUAGAUACCCAGUUGGGUUGGAUUGGCCGGAGUUGGGCAAACGUUGCUGGUUUACUACCUGGUUGAAAAGACUAGGAGCCAUGUACCAAUUAUCCCCACCUCAAAUCUUUGAAAUCAAUUGAAGCCGCG
Molecule: messenger RNA, 1986 nt
Organism: Amorphotheca resinae ATCC 22711
Lineage: Eukaryota; Fungi; Ascomycota; Leotiomycetes; Helotiales; Amorphothecaceae
Exons: 3
Coding region: 17-1771 (584 amino acids)
Biological process (GO): methionyl-tRNA aminoacylation
Molecular function (GO): ATP binding; methionine-tRNA ligase activity
Source: RefSeq, a predicted model, not a curated record